UUAAAAACUAGUGCACUACGUAGGCUUCAGCGCGUUACUAUUCUAAGGGGAAUGUAGUGCGUAUGUAUAGCAAGGUAAUGUUGAUUUGGAAUACGGCCGCUGUCUGUGGUUUCCGAACCGGAAACAGUGGUUCGGUCUGUGCCGUGUUGAGUUCCAGGACAGGAGAAGCGGAUGUGAGCCGUUACCAGGUGGAUCUCCUGCACGACGAGCAUCACACAAUAAGAUUUUAUUUAGUUUAAAAUGUAGCUUUCUAAAGGACGAGAUUUCGACCUUUUUCCACCAACGACUCGGAACCUGCGCUUUGCUCGGAGUUGUGAUAGAGUGAUGCCGGCUACAGUGAGCUGUGAUUGCCCGCACCUGGAGUGCGUUGGAGAGAUCACUAAAGAGGAGCUCAUCCAGAAGUCUCAUGGCCAGUGUCAGGAUUGUAAAGUCGGUGGGCCGAAUCUCUGGGCCUGUCUGGAAAAUGGCUGCGCUUAUGUCGGUUGCGGAGAGUCUCACGCUGACCACAGUACGGUCCACUCUCAGGAGACUCAGCACAACCUGACCGUGAACCUGACCACACUGAGGGUUUGGUGUUAUGCCUGUUACAAGGAAGUCUUCCUGGACAGGAAGUUGGGGCCUGUAACCUCGCCCACUGGUAAUGCCAAACCCAUGUCACCGGUCCCGCUGCUUGGCCAGGAUCCAAGCGAACCGGGUAGCACCACGGCUCUGAGAGUGCCACCCGCUGGAGUGGCUGAGGAUUUGGAUAUGGAGACCGAAGAAGAAGACGAUCUGAAGACUAGAGGUCUGACCGGCUUGAAAAACAUCGGCAACACCUGCUACAUGAACGCUGCCCUGCAGGCUCUGUCCAACUGUCCUCCGCUCACUCAGUUCUUCAUCGACUGCGGUGGUCUGGUCCGAACCGACAAGAAGCCGGCACUGUGUAAAAGCUACCAGAAGCUCAUUACAGACCUGUGGCACAAAAACAGACCUUCCUACGUCGUCCCGACCAACCUGUUCCAAGGCAUCAAAGCUGUUAAUCCAAUGUUUCGGGGUUACUCCCAACAGGAUUCUCAGGAGUUCCUACGCUGCCUAAUGGACCAGCUGCACGAGGAGCUCAAGGAGCUGUUAGAAGACCCGGAGGACCAGAGUCAGGCUGCGGAAGCGGACGAGGACGAGGCGAACGAGCUGGCCGAGCCUCACCAAGACAACGACGCUAACGAAGCCGAGACGCUCAUCUCGAACGAAGAGAAGGCGAGCCGAGAGCGGCAGAGGGAGAAGAACCUGAUCAACGAGCUGCACCGAGCCGACUUGGACAGGGAUGAUGACACUGCGACAAUCGUCAGCAGCCAGGGGGCGGUCAAACACGGCAAGGCCAUGGACACUAACUCAGAGAUCCAGAUCAGUAGCGGCGGUCGGCCCCAGAGCCCGAGUGCCAGCGAGAACAUCGGGUCCAAGCUGUCCAGCAGUCCCCCCAAAUCCACCCCCAUGUGGCCGAACCUCAACUCGGCUCACAAGAAAGUGAGCAUGUUUGCGCCCCCGAAGAGCAAGCGUCAGAGGAAGUAUCGCAGCAUCAUCUCUGACGUUUUCGACGGCACCAUCGUGAGCUCGGUGCAGUGCCUGACCUGCGACAGGGUGUCUGUGACUCUGGAGAACUUUCAAGACAUUUCGCUGCCCAUUCCCGGGAAAGAGGAUCUCGCGAAGCUGCACUCGGCCACGCAUCAGACGUCGCUGGCGAAGGCGGGUUCGUGCGGCGAGGCUUACGCUGCUCAGGGCUGGAUCGCGUUCGUCCUCGAGUACAUCAAGAGCUGGUUUUGGGGACCGGUGGUCACGCUGCAGGACUGUCUGGCCGCCUUUUUCGCUCGAGACGAACUCAAAGGUGAUAACAUGUACAGCUGUGAAAAGUGCAAAAAAUUAAGAAAUGGAGUCAAGUUCUGCAAAGUUCAGAGUUUGCCAGAGAUCUUAUGUAUCCACCUGAAGCGCUUCAGGCACGAGCUGAUGUUCUCCACCAAGAUCAGCACUCACGUCUCUUUCCCACUGGAUGGCUUGGAUUUGCAGCCGUUCCUGGCUAAAGACAGCUCGGCCCAGACCACCAGCUAUGACCUGCUGUCAGUCAUCUGUCAUCACGGCACGGCCAGCAGUGGUCACUACGUCGCUUACUGCCGCAAUGAUCUUAAUAACACGUGGUACGAGUUUGACGACCAGAGCGUGACCGAAGUCUCCGAGUCUUGCGUCCAGAAUGCUGAGGCCUACGUGCUUUUCUACAAGAAGAGCAGCGAGGAGGCACAGAAGGAUCGGCGGCGAGUGACAUCUUUACUCAACAUGAUGGAGCCGAGCCUGCUGCAGUUCUACAUCUCACGCCAGUGGCUCAACAAGUUCCGGACGUUUGCCGAGCCCGGGCCCAUCUCAAACCGUGACUUCCUGUGUGCACACGGAGGGGUGCCGCCACACAAGGCCUCGUAUGUUGAUGACCUCGUGGUCAUGCUGCCCCAAAACGUCUGGGAUCAUCUGUACAGCAGGUAUGGAGGAGGGCCUGCAGUGAACCAUCUGUACGUGUGUCACACCUGCCAGCUGGAGAUCGAGAAGCUGGAGAAACGCCGCAAGAAUGAGCUGGACAUGUUCGUACGGCUGAACAAGGCAUUUCAGGAGGAGGAGUCCCCCGUGGUCAUCUACUGCAUCAGCAUGCAGUGGUUCCGUGAAUGGGAGGCUUUUGUCAAGGGCAAAGACAGCGAUCCUCCAGGACCUAUCGACAACUCGAAGAUCACUGUGAACAAAAACGGCCAUGUCACGCUCAAGCAAGGUGCCGAUUCGGGUCAGAUUUCCGAGGAGACGUGGAACUUCCUUUACUUGAUCCACGGCGGCGGCCCCAUGGUGACCGUUCGACCCAGUGUGAGCCACUCGGACGCCGACGCCUCUCAGGCGGAAGAGAAGAUCGAGGUGGAGACUCGGACCCUGUAGAUGACUGGCAGCAGAUCCUUCACUUUUUGCACUCACCAUCGCCCCAUCACACGCUCUUCAUUCCCUGUGUGCAUUCCUCACAACGUAUACGCUGAUAAGCCUGGUUGAUUACACUUAUAUUUGUAUAUACACGAUGCUAAUAGUUAGUUAGUUAGCUAGUUAAUUAGUUAAAUAGGAUGUUAGGUGAAAUUGGACAGAAAUUGGAGCAUUUCGUUGAUAAAUCGAAUUUCGGGUUGUCUAAAAUGGCAGAAAAUUACCCUGUUCCCUGUCACCUGCGCGUCGUCGUUCAUCACUGAGGACAUAAAGAUAGAUUUAGCAAAUCGAUUAACUAUCAAAUUUGCGACAAUAAACAUGUCUAGAAACGUAACAUAUUUCUAUUUUUUUUAGACAAACUAUCCCUUUAAGCAGUGAGCAACAAGCUGAUCGUUCCCUCCUGCUGGGCAAGUAUUAAAAAAAGCGCUUAAGAACCAAUUACGACUAGCAGCGGGAAGAAAAAUCGCUCACUUCCUGUUCCUGUUUCUGUCUGACUGUUAGCAGACGAAUAGAAUGUGAUCUGUUGCUUUUUUUAAAGCCCUUUUUCACAAAAAAGCUUCUUUGUGAAAGACUAUGAGAAAUAUGAGUCGUACAAAUACAAAUGUUAGUUGCGAUAACGUAGCAGGGAUUUUUUUUCUUUAAUUCCCGCAAGCUUGUAUGGUCAAAUUGCGUUUUUGUAGCCUACCGAUCUGAAUCCCUGCGUCGUUACACACUGGUGUUCACUUUAGACGUCGAAUGGUUCGCUGCUAGCAUGAGUUCCAGCACGCUAACGGUAAUGCCUAACACUAAACAAUUGCGCUAUUAGAAGUGGGCUAACGCAGGAGGUCGAACUUGCACGUCAUUUUGCUCGAAGACAAAACACCGUCUUAUACUCCGGAAAAUACGGCGAUCUCAGGAAAGCGCUUUUUUCCCUCUUUUUCUCUUUCUUUGAGCACUGUUUAAGCAACGCAUGCUCCGACUCUGAAGUCCGGAUCUGAAUGUACUUGUAAUUAAAGAGCUCUGAAAGGUUUUCCCCUCUCUCAAGGUUAUGUCACUUGCUAGAUUUAUUUUUUUUUUUUUGGUCCCUCCGGAAAGCUAGCCCCGAUCACGAACGCAUGCUCGCAGGAAAUCCGGAGCUCUUCUCGAUCGCAUGGUGACGCUGAAACGACGUACGUUCUGAAAUGAUGUAAAUGUAAAAAUGGAGAGACAAGAUACAGACUGUUAAAGCUUGUUUAAACGCAGUCGUUUUUGUAUAUAACAAUUAAUUUCUGUAUAUAUAUAUAUAUAUAUAUAUAUAUAUGUUUUGUUUUUUUGUUUUAAUUUUCCCCGAAUGCUGUAUCUGUGAAUUGUAAAAAUGUGCAUUUUGAUUAUUUUAUUUUAUUUUAUUUUUGGGGAGGGGGCUGAAAUUAAACUAUGCUGUGAAAAAAUUAUUAUAAUAAUUGAGACUGCGUGUGGCAUAAAGGAGAAAAACUGUUUUAUUCAUGUGAAAUGUC
Silurus meridionalis is the source of this 4442-nucleotide messenger RNA. RefSeq names its product ubiquitin specific peptidase 33 (gene usp33). Gene Ontology annotation, biological process: protein deubiquitination. The coding region runs from base 325 to 2937 and encodes 870 amino acids. Lineage: Eukaryota; Metazoa; Chordata; Actinopteri; Siluriformes; Siluridae. The transcript is spliced from 24 exons. Gene Ontology annotation, molecular function: cysteine-type deubiquitinase activity; zinc ion binding. The record is from RefSeq and is a predicted model, not a curated record.